AUGCACAAGUUCGUCAAAGAAGAGGCUAUCCUUUACUGCCAAUAUGCGAGGAAUAUAUGGAGUGGCGUUGACAGAAGGGUUUCGCUGUUGGGCGUCACGUCGAAGAUGUUUGCAGUGAGCAGUUUGAGUUACCACAGCCAACACUCCCCUUGGUGUUUAACAGUAUUAGUGACGGCAAUUCCACUGGAAUCUGAAGCACGUGAUAAACGUGAUGUUUUGGAUAUGUUGAAGAAUACAUGGAAUGAAGGUGCAAGACUACUGACAAGCGCUGGUGAAGCUGUCUACGACUUAGCACAUCCCACUGAGAAAAGUAUUCUCAACAAAAUGGCCGACAUGACGAAAGUGUCAAGGUGA
Danaus chrysippus (African queen) is the source of this 354-nucleotide messenger RNA. NCBI's taxonomy places the organism in Eukaryota, Metazoa, Arthropoda, Insecta, Lepidoptera, Nymphalidae. The record is from the annotation of a GenBank genome assembly.